AUGUCCCUCUAUACCACGUCAUGGCAGACGUUGAGUCCAUUCCUGCGGACGGACCGAAGGAAAGAUGUGCAGGACCAAAAUAGAUGCCGAAUCACCAAUGCGAUAACGAACUUCAUUCACGGUUUCAACAAGUCAAACAAGCAGCACGACCCCGUGGUAAAAUUCUGCACAUCUGCGACCCGAGCCACGACACGGUUCCUCAAACGAAACCCGGACAUCUGUAUUCUAUCCGCUGAUAAGGGCAACAGAACGGUUAUCAUGUACCGAGAAGAGUACAACCAAAAGAUGAGAGCGUUGAUCAACGACGAUGACACAUACGUGGAAGUGAAGAGAGAUCCGACCCCAAGUAUCCAGUCAAAGAACAACAGCAUUGUAAGAAGAAUGAAAGAUCUCCAACUGGUCGACAACUACACCGCACGCGAACUCAGCAGAUACGAUUCUGUCUGCCCAAGAAUCUACGGGCAACCGAAAGCACACAAACAGGACGUACCGCUCAGACCUGUAAUCCCCAACAUGACAGCUCCAACCUACAUGCUGUCAAAAUUCGUUGCGCGCAUACUGCAAGAAUCUCUUGUAAGCAAGUAUAACACCGCCAGCUCUUUCACGUUCUGCCAAGAAAUCCAACAAAUCAAGCUACCAGAAGGAUACGUCAUCGUGUCGCUAGAUGUGGUGUCACUUUUCACAAAUGUCCCCAGAGAAUUAGUCCGCAAAAGCAUAAUCGAUAGGUGGUCCGAGAUUAACACCGAAAUCAAUCUGGACCUGUUCAUCGAAAUAGUUGAUCUGUGUAUGGACUCAAGCUAUUUUAGGUUCGAAGGGAAAUACUUCAAACAAAUUUUCAGUACAGCUAUGGGAAGCUCGUUGUCACCUAUCCUAGCCGACAUUGCAUUAGACUCAGUAAUCGAUAAAGCAAUAUCAACCCUUCCCUUCCAAAUUCCCGUCCUAAAAAAGUAUGUCGAUGAUAUAUUCAUAGCUGUUAGUUCAGUGGCAAUGAGCAGCGUUCAGAUUAUUCAAAACUAUUUUCUGUGCUAA
This is a messenger RNA of Aedes albopictus (Asian tiger mosquito), 1029 nucleotides long. RefSeq lists its product as uncharacterized. Lineage: Eukaryota; Metazoa; Arthropoda; Insecta; Diptera; Culicidae. The record is from RefSeq and is a predicted model, not a curated record. The coding region runs from base 1 to 1029 and encodes 342 amino acids. The transcript has a single exon.